AAUCAUAAAGGAACAAGCUUUCUUCCUCUAAACUCUUUGGUCAAUUCCUUCUUCUUUCUAUUCGAUUGUGAUAAGAUCUUUCUAGAGAUCUAAUCAGAACCUUGUGCCGCGGAUUUGGAGAAACAUCAUCAUCAUCGUCAUAGAAAUCCUGCUCUUUCUUCGAUUCUCGACUAAGCUUUGAAAUCUGCUUGUUCCUUGAAAAUGGAACUACAAGAUGCUAUGAAUGAUGAGAAUGAGAAAGCCCCUGAGGCUUCGGUGGUUCAGAAUGAUGAAGUUUCCGGGAACAAUGGGGAUGUAGUGGUUGAAGCUGAGGAAAAGGAUGGGAAUGAGGUUGUAGAACCCGUUGAUUCAGGAAAAAGUAAGGCAGAUGACGAGUUUGUUGAAAGUCUGUUGGAUACCAAUCAGGAUUUGGCUACCUUCAAAAUACCGGUAGAGGAAAAUGAUACGGAAAAUGUGACUGUUGAAGAACCUUCUCUUCCUGCCUCUGUUGAAGCAACUUCUUCUGGAAUGAAAAAGCCUCAGGGUUUACCAGCGAAAACUAAAAUUGUUAAGAAAGUAAAGAAGCUGGUAAAAAGGAAAAUUAUAAAAGGCACUGCUGCUCAGGUGGCUGGUGAGGAGAAUGUCAUCAAGGAAGGUGAACAAAGUGGAGAGCCUUCUCUUGGCGAAAGCGAAAAGGACAAAGAUUCAGAACCCUAUCUUGGAGGAAACGAUAUGGAAUUUCAGAAAGAAUUAGCAGUAGCUACUCAACCUGCAGUUGAUGUUAAAGUUGUUGGAGGGGAGCCUUCUGGUAAGGAAACACUAAAAGAGGUAAAGGGAAAAGCUAAGAGACAAAGGGAAAAAAAAUUCAAAGGUACUCUUGCUCAGGGGAUGGAUAAAGAGAGUGCAAUUGAUAAGAGAGACGUCGGAGCUUCUCCAGGAGGAAACUUGAUCGUAGCUAAGAAAGCUAUUGACGGUUCUGUAGAAGCCAAAACUGGCUUGACUGAAGACAAGAGACGCAAAAGGAAGAGACCAACAAAACAGGUUAGAGAUUCAAACAAGAAACUUAGGCAAGAUGUAGUAGCUGGUGCUGAUACAACAGAACAGGGAAUGGAAGAGAGGAAAGAGCAGCCGGUUGACCCUGAGAAAAGAGAAAUGGAUGGGCCUGGGAAAGUAAAGAUUGGUGGAUUGAUCUUCAUGUGCAAUACAAAAACUAGACCCGAUUGUUUUCGGUUCAGUGUAAUGGGUGUACAAGAGAAAAGGAAGGAUUUUGUCAAGGGUAUCAAGCCUGGGCUUAAGCUUUUUCUUUAUGAUUAUGAUCUCAAACUCCUCUAUGGAAUUUUUGAAGCAUCCUCUGCUGGUGGUAUGAAACUUGAGCGCAAUGCUUUUGGUGGAUCCUUUCCUGCUCAGGUGCGCUUUAAGGUUUUUAGUGAUUGCAUCCCAUUGGCUGAGAGCCAAUUCAAGAAAGCAAUCAUAGAGAACUACAAUAAUAAAAACAAGUUCAAAACAGAAUUGACUCAUAAGCAGGUAUUUAAGCUUAAAAAGCUUUUUCGGCCAGCUGCGAUCCCUGCACAAGUUACCCACACCCAGCAAAUCCCUGUUCCUCGUGAUACUGACAGGAAAAGAUCUGAUAGAGACCGGUAUGCCCCUGGUAGCAGUAGGGGUCACCCAACACGCAAACAUGAAAGAAGACGUGCUUCACCUCCUCCACGCAGAGAAGAACAACCGCGUGAUUUAUAUCUUAGUGAAAGGGAGUAUCGAACAUAUGGCUUGAGAGGAGGAGAAACAACCCAGCAUUACCAAAUUCCACCUCCAGAAUCCUCUUCUUCUUACCACAUUGUCAACCGAGACCGUGUUCAUUUGGAUUCUUACCGUUCAUCUAUGGACCAUGACCGGCUUUUGAGACAAGCAGAGAUUGAGAGGCAUGACCGUAGGGAAGUUCGUCACCCUCAUUUGUCUGAGAGAGACUACCAGACGUAUGAUCAUCUUACUUCUAGACGGGAAAUCUUGGUUCGAAACUCGCCUGACCCACCAGAUUCAGCGGUUACUCUGGAUUCCUACAGGAGAGAUCCGUAUUACAUUUGUGAGCGCCAUGCUCUUGAAAGACCACCAAGGACAUACAUGGUUUCUCCAGGUAGACAAGAUGAUGACCUGUAUUCCCGGUAUGUAACACCGGAUUCAUUGGCUGAGUACUACCGAUCAUCACAAAGAUACCCAAGCGUAACUGAACCUGAGCUUCCGCCUUCGUUAGUAACAUCCCGGUAUGCUUAUUCUCGGUCUUUGCCUUAUUCUCACCGCUGAAAUCAGAAUGUGUAAUUCUCCUAUUCCUUUGAAUUUAUCUGAUGUUUAAUGUAUCUUGGAUAUGGAUACUAAAGAGUUGCUGCCAAAGGGUUCGACUUAAAUUUGGUCGUUAUACCAGUGGGUUUCUUC
Messenger RNA from Arabidopsis thaliana (thale cress), 2406 nucleotides. RefSeq names its product DCD (Development and Cell Death) domain protein. The transcript is spliced from 4 exons. Lineage: Eukaryota; Viridiplantae; Streptophyta; Magnoliopsida; Brassicales; Brassicaceae. The coding region runs from base 202 to 2277 and encodes 691 amino acids. The record is from RefSeq and is marked reviewed.